This is a messenger RNA of Sardina pilchardus (European sardine), 7668 nucleotides long. Its product is annotated as insulin receptor substrate 1. Gene Ontology annotation, biological process: insulin receptor signaling pathway. Gene Ontology annotation, molecular function: phosphatidylinositol 3-kinase binding; insulin receptor binding. Lineage: Eukaryota; Metazoa; Chordata; Actinopteri; Clupeiformes; Clupeidae. The transcript is spliced from 4 exons. The record is from RefSeq and is a predicted model, not a curated record. Gene Ontology annotation, cellular component: cytosol; plasma membrane. The coding region runs from base 361 to 5022 and encodes 1553 amino acids.
UGCAGGAGUCUGUUCGGUUGCUGACUGUAAGUAAAUGAAUUCAACUGCACAAAGCUCUCCUCACACCGAAGCCUGUUCAGUGGUGAGUACAUGUGCUCGUCUUAAGGCUACCAACCGAAUUUGGUCUUAUUCGUCAGACUGCAGAACUUCAAUAGGAGACGUUCAGUUGAGCACUUUAAACUCCCCUACACUUUCUCCCCGUGUGCGUGUUUGAGGGAGAGAAGGUGGACCCGAGGAAGAUGGGGUUUAAAGUGUUGUUGCGUGCUUCUGGAGCCCAAAGCUAACUUUCAAAGUAUUUUUGUAGUAGUGUAGAUUUAAAACUUGGUCGUUUUAGAGGGAGAGCGAACAAGAAAGGCGAAAAUGGAGAACCAGUCGGUGGUGGUGGACCAGCAGAGUUACGAGGACGUGCGAAAGAGCGGCUACCUCCGCAAGCAGAAGUCCAUGCACCGGCGCUAUUUCGUGCUAAGAGCGGCCUCGCCGAGUGGUCCUGCCCGACUGGAGUACUACGAGAGCGAGAAGAAGUUUCGUGGCAAGGCGCCGGUUCCUAAAAAGGCUGUGGUGUUGGAGACCUGCUUGAACAUCAACAAGCGGGCGGACGCCAAGAACAAGCACAUGAUCGUGCUGUACACCCGGGCAGAGAGUUUCGCCAUCGCCGCCGACAAUGAGGUGGACCAGGACGAUUGGUUCCAGGCCAUGGUGGAUAUGCAUUGCAAAAGUAAGAUCCCGGUGAGCGAGUGUGGCAGCGGGGACUACGGCGUGCCCACGCCGGGGCCGGCCUUCAAGGAGGUGUGGCAGGUGAAGGUGUGGCCCAAGGGCCUGGGCCAGGCCAAGAACCUGGUGGGCAUCUACCGCCUGUGCCUGACCGACAAGACGGUCAACUUCGUCAAGCUCAACUCGGACGCCGCCGGCAUCGUGCUGCAGCUCAUGAACGUGCGCCGCUGCGGACACUCGGAGAACUUCUUCUUCGUGGAGGUGGGCCGCUCGGCGGUGACGGGCCCCGGUGAGUUCUGGAUGCAGGUGGAGGACUCGGUGGUGGCCCAGAACAUGCACGAGACGCUGCUGGAGGCCAUGAAGUCGCUGAGCGAGGAGUUCCGCCAGCGCAGCAAGUCCCAGUCGGGCCCGGCGGCCGGCGGAGGGGCCACCGCCUCCAACCCCAUCAGCGUGCCGUCGCGGCGCCACCACCCCAACCCGCCGCCCAGCCAGGUGGGGCUCACGCGGCGCCCGCGCACCGAGCCCCCGAGCUCGGGCGGAGGAGGAGGGGCGGCGUCGGGGUCGACGGGGGCGUCGAACGCGGCGGGGGGGGGAAACGGGAACGGCGGAAGCGGGCGGGACAGCGACGGGGGCUCCAACACGUCGCCGACGCCGAGGUACCACAGCUUCCCGCGCACGCGGACCUCCAGCGACGGAGCGAGGAGCGACGACAUGUGCGGCGGUAACGGAGGAGGAGGAGGGGUCACCUCCGGUCCGGCCAGCGCCAGCCCCACCCCCAACGGCGGCUCGCGCUCCUCCACGCCCAUCCUGCGCUCCACGUCCGUCCGAGCGCCGCCGUCGUCCAAGCACCCGCACGGCCUGAUGCGCUCCACCUCCACCCCCGCCGCCCCCUCCGGCCCGCCCAGCCGCAUGUCCCCGGCCGCCCACCACGGCGCCGACUUCUGCCCCCUGCUGUCGUCCGGCCCCGGGGGGUCGUCGGGGGUCAUCGCCGGGGGCAGCAGCAGCAGCAUGAGCAGUAGCGUCGGCGGAGGUUCCGGCGGAGGUUCCCAGGGGGGGGGUGGAGCGUACAGCCGCGUGCCCAGCCUGCAGGCCUCGCUCUCGGGCUCGCUCAGCGACUACGGCGGCUCCUCGGACGAGUACGGCUCCAGCCCCGGCGAGGGCUCGCUGCUGGCGCUGCACGGGAUGACCGGCCUCGACCGGAGCCUCGACCGGAGCCGGGACGACGAGGGCGCCAACUACAUCCUCAUGAGCCAGCAGCAGAGGAGGACCGCCAGCGGACACGGCGGGAGCGGAAACGGGAACGGGAACCCCGGCUCGAGUUCCGCCGGUCACUACCAGUACUUGGGCGGAAACGGUACGCAGCAGCAGCAGCAGCAGCAGCAGCCGCCUCCUUCGCAGGGCGCUCGGAGGAUCCUGCGGCGGUCAUCGAGCCGCGAGUGCGAGGCUGACCGCCGCUUCCUCAGCAAGAGGGCCUCGCUGCCGCCCAUGGCCCUCGAGCGCCUGGCCCCUCCUCCGUCGAUGUCCGCCUCGUCGUCCAGGAGAGACGCGGACCACGCGAACCACGCGGACCAGGCCGAGGCGGAGGAGGAGGACGACUACGCCGUGAUGUCGUGCAGCGCCGGCCGGGACUCCUUCAUCGAGCCGAGGCGCGAUGUCGGCUCCUCGUCUUCCUCCGCCCAGCAGCAGCAGCAGCAGCAGCCGUCCGGAAGCCUGGGAGGGCCGUCCGCCUACCUGGACAUGAGCGCCGAACUCCGAGGAGAGAACGGCGGUCCGCUGGGAUUAGCGGUCAACGUCGGAGUCGGAGAGGGCGUUAGUAGCGCCAGGGACAACGGCUACAUGUCCAUGCUGCCCGGAGUGACCGCCACUCCUCCGUCGUCCGUGUCCAACUCGCUGGUGGUGGCCGUGGCGGCCGGGCUGGACUCCGGCGGCGUCCGGCACGUGGCCGCGUCCGAGCCGGACGUGGACGACUACAUGGCCAUGACGCCCAACAGCAGCGUGUCGCCGCCGCAGAGCAUCCGGCCCCCGCCGACGCCCACCUCCGCCGCCGUCGUCGCCGACGGCUACAUGAUGAUGUCGCCCAACGGGAGCUGCUCGCCGGAGCAGCGCGGAGGGCUCAGCGGCGCCCCCUGGCUGGGCAGCGGGAGCGCCGACUCGCGCGCGGGCAGCGACUACAUGAACAUGUCGCCCAUCAGCGCCCGCUCGGUCAGCGGGAGCCCCCCGCCGCCGCCGCUGCUGUCCGAGCACCACGCCCGCUCCGACCCGCACGGCAACGCCCACGCCAACCAUCACCAUCACCACGGCAACUGCAUCCAGCCGCUGCAGCUGCAGCCUCAGCAUCCCCACCUGCAACAACAGCAGCAGCAGCAGCAGCAGCAGGCGCCCAAGAUGGUCUACUCGUACUACUCCCUGCCCAGGUCCUACAAGCACAACGCCUCCGCGCGUUUCGAGGACGGACCCGGCCGCGGGAAGAGACUGACCGCCGCCGCUGGCAGCAGGACCGCCGGAAACGGCGGCGGGUUCCGGGGUCCAAGCUCCAUCGCCGGUGCCAGCACCAGCGGAGCAGGGGGCAGCGGGAGCAAAGUCCAGGACCCGCACCUGGUGGGAGGUCCCCUCUCGGGCCGACACCUGUCGCUCUCCUCGUCCUCCUACUCGUCCAGCUCGGCGAGCAGCGAGAGCCUCGGGGAGGGGGGGAGCGAGGGGGACAAGACCCCCCACGGAGGGGCAGCAGCAGCAGCCGCAGCAGGGGUCAGGGCUGGGGCGAGAGCCAAGAACGGACCUCUCCAGCAGGACCACCACCAGCAGCACCAGGGUCAGCACCUGGGUCAGCGGAGGGGCUCGUCCGGCCUGAAGCAGCAGCAGCAGCAGGGUGGACUCGGCCAGCGCAGCCGGCCGGUCAGCCUGUUCGUGGACGUGUCCAAGGCCAACACGCUGCCCCGCGUCCGAGAGAGCCCCCUUCCCCCGGAGCCCAAGAGCCCCGGCGAGUACGUCAGCAUCGAGUUCAAAGGAGAGCACUGCGCGAGAGCCGGGAUGUCCGUUACCGCGACGACCGCCACCACGACGACCACGGCCGCGGGAGCGGCGGGCGGGAGAGGAUUCCGACCCGGUUUCUGGAUCUCCCCGACGUCCUCUUCCUCGACACCGUCAUCAUCAUCUGCAGCGGCGUCUUCGUCUAGUCGCCCCCUCCCCCGACCGAUGUCCUGCCUAGCGGGUUUCCUACCCGUGUCCCCAGGGGCCCUGGCGCCCCCCUCGGCCUCCUCCGAGUACGUCAACAUGGACCUGGGGCCGUCUCCGUCUCCGUCCCCCUCCCCGCUCUCGCUCACCCCGCUGGGCUUCCCCUCCUUCUCCAGCCCCCCGACGCCUCCGCUGCCGUCCGCCGCCGCCGCCGCCCCCAAGGCCCGCGACGAGCUGCGGUCGGUCUCGACGUCGUCGUCGUCCUCCUCCUCCUCGCGCUCGGACGAGGCGGGCAAAGGGGCGCGCCAACAGCAGCAGCAUCAGCAUCAUCAUCAUCACCAGGCGCCGGAUUCGCCCACGUCGUGCGGCGACUACACGGAGAUGGCCUUCAGCCUGAGCGCCAGCACGCCCACCACGAGCUCCGCGUCGUCCCCCAAGGGGCCCUCGCCGGACCGGCCCGAGUCCGUCAUCCUCCCCCCGCCGGGCCUGGCGGGCCUGCCGCUGGACUUCCCCCUGGGCGUGGGCAAACUGGGCCCCAACCCGGACCACGGCGCCAAGGUGAUCCGGGCCGACCCGCAGGGCCGCCGGCGCCACUGCUCCGAGACCUUCCUGGCGGCCGCGGCGGCAGCGGCGGCGAUCCCCGUCCUGUCCUCGGGCUCGUCCUCCUCGUCUUCGUCCUCGUCCGUGUCCGGCGGCGGAGGAGGAGGAGGAGGAGGAGUAGGAGGAGGGCUUCCCGAGCACGCCCAGGCCGUCGCCAGGCGCCUGGGCUUCGACAGCAUCCUCUGGGGCUCGCACGGCUCCGCUACCUCCCCAGACUCGCCCUCGCAGCACGGGCCUCCCGCGCUACCCGCUGCCCAGGCCUCGUCCGCCGAGCAGGGCCUCAACUACAUCGACCUGGACCUGGCCAACAAGGAGAGCCCCCACUCCGGCCCGGAGCCGGCCCAGACCAUCCCCGCGCGCCUCUUCUCCAGCGUGCUGGGCGUCGGCGGAGGGGGCGGCGGGGGAGGGGCCGUGGGAGUGACCGGCGUGGGGCUCGCGGCGGCGGCGGCGGCCAACCUCAACACCUACGCCAGCAUCGACUUCUACAAGUCCGAGGAGCUGCGGACACACCAGAGCACCGGCAAGGACACCGAAUGUUGAAGCCUGCAGCUAACUGCAUCUCUGGAACUCUGGGAUACUGAGUCCUGACAGACUCAGGAAGUGGUGUCCAACUUGCCUCUGCAGCUGAAGAAAUGGCGAGACUCAAAGGAAUCAAACUCGAGACGUUUGUUUGCGUUCAGAACUUUUCUGGUGUCGAUGGCAACCAAUGACAACAAGUGCCAAAAAUGAAAAAAGGACAAAACCGUCUAGACAAACAAAGACAAAAACCAUUAAGACACCUUAAGGGGUGCUCUUUGGCUCCUGAGACUGAUGGACACACUGCUCGAGCCAAUCGUGGGAGAGUAUGGACAUGACUGCCACGUUGAGGAGCCAAUGGUGUCGGCCGAGCCCAGUGAAAUCUGGUCGGCACAAGAACUGAACUGGAUUCAGUUGAAAGCUGAGCGGGGGAAGCCCGAAGAUGGGUUCUUGAAUAUAAUGUAAUGUCUGGAUGUAUUUGCAGAAGUGCCUAUUUGUUUGUCAACAGCCUCAUCCUUAGCUAUCCCUGCAGCAUAGCCUCAGAGUAGAACAUGAUAGUGGCUAAUGUGGUGGUCUGUUCUCUUGUUUGUGUGUGUGUGUGUGUGUGUGUGUGUGUGUGUGUGUGUGUGUCUGUACGUAUGUUUGUAAAUGUUUAUUUUUUUAAUAGAAACACCACCUCAGACAAAACAAAAAAAAAUAUUGCAGUCCAUUCUGUAGUGUUAAUUGUAAAUGAUAUGUGAUGAUAAGUGAACAAAAUGCAAUGCAACCAGCUAUAGCCUUACUGCGCAUCUGAGCUGAACUAGAAUAGAUGGACUAGUCUGCGGUCCUCGCUCACACCCAGCACUCAUGCACAACCAUACACACAUGCUAUACGCACAGGGAGGAGCAAAAAAUACAUUAAAAUGUAUUUUCAUAUAAGAUACAAAUAUUCACGUACAGCAACCACAACAUGUAUAUACUGUAUCAAAAAAUGAACUAAAGUAUUUUGUAUGUAAAAAUACAAAAAAAUAUAUUUCCAUGGCAACAUGACUAUCCUAUUUGGUCGUGUUUAACAGCUUUUCACUGUUUAUUUUCAAGAUACAUUACCAAUCUAUUUUGAGAACCAUCAUAUCAAAAUACGGGGUAUUCAAGCCAGCCAUGUUCUCAACAAGGCAUGCAUAACAUUUCAUGCCAUCCAAUUAGAGAGAAACAAAAGCGUUUCUAUGCAUCCUCGCUUUCAAACUUUCAAGUGUCUGUGUCAGACCUUCGAUGAAUUGGACCUCGAUCCUUCACCUGCCACGUGUCUUGCAAGCAUGAGCAAAGUGCUCAGUACAAAAUUCAAUUUCCCAAAGAUGCAUGCGGAUCAAUGUACGUCACUUUGUGUGUACAAAUACAUUUUGUAAUACAAACGAUGAAAUAUCGUUUUGUAUUUCAAGUACAGUACAUGUGUGCCCACGUGUAUCGCUAAUGCAAGCAUCCAUCUGCGCACACACACACACACACUCACACAGACGAGGAGGAACUAGUGUGUCCGUUAUCUUUAGAGUGAACUGGUAUCAGGAGCGAGCUCUUUGAGUUGUAGGUGUCCAUCACCCGGCACUUGAUGGUUGUUGAGCUGUGAGAGCACUUAACUUGAAAUGACUCAGUCUCUCCUCUCCUGCUCACAGUGUCUGUGCAUCAACGCUGCAGUAACACUUAAAAAGUGCCUUCUCUUCUGUCUUUCUUUCUUUCCUUCCUUCCUUCCUUCUUUCUCUCUACCUUUCUAGCUUUCUUUCUUUCUCUCUCUGUCUCUCUCUCUCUGCUGCUUUUCCGUUUUUCUCUGCGUGUGCUGUACGAUGUGCUGAUGCGUGAGUGAGUACUUUUGCAGGCUAUUUUGGUCCUGUUUUAGUGGUACACCUCCCGCGGAUCCUCUCCUCCUUUGCACGCAACUGGGGUCGGGGGGGGGGGGGGGGGGCUGCCAUGUCAGGGACAUCCCGCAACAGGAGACCACACUGCCGACGCCAGCCUGUGCCAAAACGCAAUCAGGGCGUGUGUGUGUGUGCGUGCGUGUGUGCGUGCGUGUGUGUUUGUUUGUGUGUGUGUGUGAGGUGUGAACUGAAACAAACACUAAUGCCAUCUUAGCACUUAAAAAAAAACAAAAUCAACCCAGUUCUUCAGAGAACAACUGCAAAGAUGACAAUUUGAGGCUUGUUCUUGUUUUUGUUUUGUAAUUUCUGUUACGGAAUGUAACAGAUUUGGUUCUUUUGGAAUAUUUCGUUUUAAUCUUUUAAGUUGUUGUGGGGGGGAGGGGGGGUCGGUGUUUGGUCCUUGCCUCAGCCUUUAUUCGGCGUCUGAAUGACCGCAGUCAGCCUGUUUGACCCCCAUCCUCCGUUAGUAUCUCGCUGUCCUACUUAGGAAGGUCAGCGUUUCAGGUUGAGGGGCUUUGCUGCUAAUGAACAUAGAAGAGUUUAACGCUUUUGUGUUGUUGUUGUUGUUGUUGUUGUUGUUGUCACCUGUUGUGGUGGUGGUGGGGGGGGGGGGUUAACACAAAUGUAUUGUAGGAGUUCCGUCUUUAUUUUCUGCCUCUCCGCCAUCGUUUCCUGCCAUCUCAAACUCUUGAGUGGCCUUCCGCGAAAGAAAGAAGAAAAAAAAACAAAAACAAAACAAAAAAAAAAGCCCUUCUCACAUGAUUGCCGGGACGCGACGCGACAC